AAGCGCUGCAGCUAAGCUAGCGGCUUGCUAAGGAAGUUAGCAUGUGCGUUAGCGAGCCGGAGGAUGGUUCGCCGGAGGAUGGUUUCAAUUUCCCGCAUUUCAAACACUCUCUCCCACUGCUGUCCGCGCUGAGCGUCCAUUCAAAGGAUUAAGAUUCACCGGAUAAACAUUUGGACCAACUCUAAACACCAAACUGUUUAAACUUACGCACUUUUUUGUACAAUGAAGACAUUUAUCGUGAGCGGACGGGAUUGUGGAAGCGUUGCUCUUUUGUUUUGACAAAGGAAACCGAGUUUUUCGUUUCGUGGUGUUUUUUGUUUUUAGUGUUUAGAAUUAAUUUAUUAGGAUUAAUAGUCAAUGGCGCCACACAGACACUCCGGCUCCACGAUGGGCUACGGCUCUGGAGGAAAAACGAAUGGUUUGUACCCGCCGUCCUCUACCAACAAGAAGCCGAGCGUGCAGCAGAUUCAAGCGGACCACGAGCUGUUCCUGCAGGCCUUCGAGAAGCCAACCCAGAUCUACAGAUUUCUUCGCACCAGGAAUUUAAUCGCUCCCAUUUUCUUACACCGGACUUUGACUUAUAUGUCCCACAGAAACUCUAGAAACAACGCCAAAAGGAAAAACUGGAAGGUGAAUGAUUUUUUGUACAAAGUGGAGAAGACUCGAGGAGAACAGGAGAAUUUGAGUUUAAACUCUAAUCUGCAGCUCACCUUCACUGGGUUCUUCCAUAAAACGGGACGGUCGUGUCAGGACAGUGAGAACGAACAGAACUCUGUGUCUUUGGAGGUGCUUCUUGUGAAAGUUUGCCACAAAAAGAGAAAGGAUGUGAGUUGUCCAGUGAAGCAGUUCCCAGCGGGUAAAAAGUCCGUCCCCCUGAAUCCAGACUAUGGGAUUCAGAGCCGUCAGACUGGAGCCUCCCUCACUGUUCCCAGCUCUGAGUUUGAACCCACAAACCAGCACACGGUCAAGUCCUACUCCCUGCUCUUCAGAGUCUGCUGCCCCAGCUUCAGACCUGCCCAGAACCACGGCCUGGCCAAUGGGGAUGCCCUCCACAGCAGAGAUUUCUCAGAGGAAGCAGUGAACAGGAAGCGGAGGAACUCUUCUCUCAAAGACGAGACAGAGACAACUUUUGUGGCUCAGAUGACUGUCUUUGAUAAAAACAGGCGGCUGCAGCUUCUGGACGGGGAGUACGAGGUGUCUCUGCAGGAGGUGGAGGAGAGUCCCAUCUGCAAAAAGAGGGCGACAUGGGAGACCACUGUGGAUGGAAAGCGUUUGCCUCCAUUUGAAAACUUCUCUCAGGGUCCCACUCUUCAGUUCACUCUUCGUUGGACCAAUGACACCUCAGAGACUCCCCCCACCCCCACUGCAAAACCUCUGUCCACUCGCAACACAGACACCAACCAAGAAGUCAACCAGGAAGUGACCUUGGAAAUGACCCCAGACAUCACCCAUGAAACUAAAACAAUAGCAUCACCUACGCAAGCUGUUAAAGAGACUGUAAACACAGAUGCACAAAUGAAAAAAGAGCUGGUCUCAUCUGAACCACGACAGAAACUACGCAUCUUCUACCAGUUCCAGUACAACCACAACACUCGUCAGCAGACUGAAGCCAGAGACGACCUGCACUGCCCCUGGUGCACCAUCAACUGUAGGAAACUCUACAGCCUCCUCAAGCACCUCAAACUGUCACACUCACGUUUCAUAUUCAACUAUGUGCCUCACCCUAAAGGAGCUCGGAUUGAAGUGUCCAUUAACGACUGUUACGAUGGCUCUUACGCUGGAAACCCUCAAGACGUGCACAGUCAGCCCGGAUUCGCCUUCAGCCGGAACGGACCAGUCAAACGCACUGCCGUCACUCACCUCCUCGUCUGCAGACCGCGGAGGUUAAAGCCGAGUCUGUCCGAGUUCCUGGAGUCUGAGGACGGAGAGCGGGACCAGACCAGGACCUACAUCAGUGGACACAACAGACUGUAUUUCCACAGUGACUGCUGCAUGCCCCUUCGAGCGCAGGAGAUGGACAGAGACAGUGAGGACGAGAGGGACCCCGACUGGCUCAAGGAAAAGACUAUCAAGCAAAUUGAAGAUUUCACAGACGUCAACGAAGGAGAGAAAGAAAUCAUGAAGCUCUGGAACCUCCACGUCAUGAAACACGGGUUUAUCGCUGAUAACCAGAUGAACACCGCGUGCCUUCUUUUCGCCGAUCUCCACGGGCCGUACAUCGCCCAGAACGAUUUGUGCCGAAACUUCCUCCUCCACCUGGUCAGCAUGCACGACUUCAAUCUCAUCACCACGGCAACCAUCGACACCGCCAUGUCCAAACUACGGGACGUUCAGAAACUGCAAAAACCCAAACCUGAGUGCGGGAGUGCCAAUGCGGAGGAGGAAGACGAGGAGGAAGAGGAGGACUGGGAGACAGCUGCCGAAUCACAACCGGAUAACGAGUCGGAAGAGUUCAAAAACUGCUCGGAAACGAUGAACGGAGCAGAGGCGGAAGACGCGAGAUGAAAAUUUACAGGAAAAAAACUUGAACUGUCACUUGUAAAACUUGAAUAUUUGAAUGUUAAAUGCUCUGCCUUAAAAUGAGUGGAAUUACAUGGAUCAAAGUGGCACGAUUAUGAAGUUUUUUUACUUUUUUUUUUUUAAUUGUCAGAAAAUAUAGUUGGACCUUUGGGUUACAAAACAUCUUAAAUUAUGAGGUACUCCUGACCAAGAUUCUGUUUGAAAAUCUGGACAAAGUAGGGUUGCAAAUACUAAAUACUAGUACAUAGCUCUGUGUCUCCGACCCAAAGUGCACUCACAAGACUACACCAGCAGGGGGACUAUUUAUGCAGAAAAAAGCACUAGUAAAUAAUGUAUUUAUAUAAAGACAGAUUCAACUUGUGAUGUCAUGAGUUUAAGCUGCCUUUUUACAUAGAAACUCCAGCUAACUCACUCACUUCUCCUUUUGGCUCUUGUCCCUUAUAAAUUCCUAACAUCUAAAUAAAAUGAUUAGUCAACUAAAGCUAUUCAAGAAAGGUUAAUUUCUGUCCUGUGAAUGUGAAGUUUUUAGUAUCGAUACUUCCUCUAAUGAGUAUCUAGUUUCAAUACUAGUUCUAGUAUUGGUUUGGGUCUGAUUUUCAAUACUUUUGACAACCCGAGCAGUCGUUGGCCUUCUGUUGCAUCUCUAAAAUUUACUUUUACUAUUCCAUAAAUUGAAAAUAUAACUAAUUGUAAAAGUAAAGUACAUGUUCUAUUAAAUGAAUUCAAAAUAUUUCUUUACUGUAAACUUACAGGUGCACUGUGUAACAUUUCUGGUAAGGAGUCUGCCACAAGCUUGUUUCCAUGGAGAUAUUGUCGCUUUGCCUCGAAGUUUCACAGUAUGGCAUUGAACUCAUCUGUGUUGCUUUUAUUAAUUUACAGAUGUUUUACUGCUCAAAAAUACUACGAAAAACAUCCACACAUCUGACGCAUAACUUGGCCUGGAGGCGUUGCAAGCUUGUCUCCGUGGAAACAGAUACGUUGUAAUGCCAUGCUGUUAAACAUUUUAGACAAAGCAAUAACGUUUCCAUGGAGACAAGCAGGUGGCGGACCCUCUAUCAGAAAGUUACACAGUGCAGCUUUAAUGAGAUUGUCUUCAGUGAGGGCAAAUUUUUUUCAGAAUUUUAGUACUAGUAUUAAUUUUACUGAGCUAAUUUUCUAAUAUUUAUUAAAACUUAAAUCAGCUGAGGACCCUAUACACCAUUGUAGAAUACAUUUUUAUUUAAGUCUUAUAUUUUCCUGUAAAUUACCACGAUCGUGACACUUGGGUCCAUGUAAAACCACCUCCACGUCUCGACCAAGAAGUGUAAAUAAAAAAGACUAGACUUUUUCAUUCAUUGUUGCGCAUAGAUCUAGAAACCAAAGUUGUUUUUUUCUACCAACUUCCAAAUGUCUACUUAUUUAUAAUGGUGCCACCACCCAUCUCCCAUCAAUUCAAGUUUUGCCAUUUCUCUUCAACUCAAACCUUAAAUGUUUUAGUUUCAUCAUUUGUAACUGUGUAAAUGUCAAAUAGAAACUAUAGAAAUCUGCUGCGCCAAUUUUUAAUAAUUUGAUCCAUAUCUUUUUGUGAAAUUCAGUGAUAUUAUGAAAUUUUGUUUUGCAAAUAUUCAAUUAUGUUUUGGUGUUCACGCGAUUUCAUGAAGCUACAGAUUUAAGCACAAUUGUAUUUUUCUUUUCAGGCAGCAAAAUUUUCUACUCGGUGCUGGAUAUUUUUGGUAAUUAUUGCUGUAAAAAAUACAAAAAUGUGACAUGUUUAAAUGUAAACAGUCAACCAUUAAAGUUUAAAAACUA
Boleophthalmus pectinirostris (great blue-spotted mudskipper) is the source of this 4308-nucleotide messenger RNA. Its product is annotated as polycomb protein suz12-B-like. The coding region runs from base 358 to 2505 and encodes 715 amino acids. Gene Ontology annotation, molecular function: chromatin DNA binding. Gene Ontology annotation, cellular component: nucleus; ESC/E(Z) complex. The record is from RefSeq and is a predicted model, not a curated record. Lineage: Eukaryota; Metazoa; Chordata; Actinopteri; Gobiiformes; Gobiidae. The transcript is spliced from 16 exons.